AGACCGGUUCUUCUGCGGGCCGGCGCCGCCGCCAUGGCGCUAAGCGGGGCUUGGUGGGGCCGGGUCGUGGCGCGGGCCAGGGGGGCCGGCGGGCUGCUGAGGGGAGAGGCCUGGCCCUGGAGAGCGCGGGGCCCGAGGUGCAGCUCUGGGCGGGGGCCCGGACCUCCCGCCGUGUCGGAGCUGGACAAGGCGGACGCCUGGCUCCUCAGGAAGGCUCACGAGACCGGGUUUCUUUCCUGGUUUCGGAAUGGCUUGUUGGCUACCGGUGUUGGAGUGAUUUCUUACGUUCAGAGUGACAUGGGGCGUGAAGCAGCUUACGGCUUCUUCAUCCUCGGCGGAAUCUGUGUCUCGUACGGCAGUGCCUCCUACCUUAUCAGCCUCUUCCUCCUCCGUCGCACCAUGAUGCUUUCCUUCUCCACGGCUCUCCUGAAUUGCGCUGCAGUCACCACGGUGGGGCUGUUCUGGCUGUGUGCCAUCUCCCUCUACAUUGGCCGGCUGGAAGUAGAGAUCAUCCAGGAUGACAACAGCGACAAGUGCCAGGCGGACAAGAAGAAGGAGGACGGGAAGUCGGAGAAGUGAAGGGCCACGUUGGCUUUUGCAGACAAUCCUUUGGGACGUGGUUUCACUCUGCGGACUGAAUCUUAAGGCCAUCCACAGGGCACGUGCGGGCCCUCGCGGCACAUGGGCCAAAGGGCAAGGAAGAGGGAAUGGCUUUCUCGCGCAUGAGAGACAAGCGGGUGUCUUGGCUGCUCUGUAUUUAUUUCAGGUUUUCCUUGUGGGCUCUGGGAAGUGACAUUAGCAAAAAUCAGAUCCCCGGGGGAAAGACACAGAAAAAAUAUAUGUAGAAGGACCUUCUGCUGAGCUAGUGAGCCGGCUUCCCAGCUGGAAGCAUGCAUUCUUGAUAAGCCAGGAUCUCUAGUUCUUUUCAGCAAGUGAGCAUUUGUUGGUCCUGGUCCUGCUCUGUCCCCUCUCCCUCCCACUCCAACCAGGUCUGCAAGUCCUAAAGCCACUUUCAACAACAAAAAAUACCUUCGUGAAAGCCUAGGGUCCCCCUGUAUAGCUUUGCCUCUGCUUCUCCAGUGUUGCUUCUGCUCCAAAAUCAUCACCACAUAUCAGAAGUGUGUCUCUUCUGCCACUGGGCCACAUAUUCUUGGCUCCAUGUGUCCAGGUCAGUUGACAUUUAUAUUAAAGACAACAAAACCCA
Messenger RNA from Elgaria multicarinata webbii, 1204 nucleotides. RefSeq names its product transmembrane protein 160 (gene TMEM160). The transcript is spliced from 3 exons. Bases 34 to 579 code for a protein of 181 amino acids. The record is from RefSeq and is a predicted model, not a curated record. Lineage: Eukaryota; Metazoa; Chordata; Lepidosauria; Squamata; Anguidae.